GACGCGGUAAGGAGGGGGCUGCGCGUUUGGGUCUCCCUCGGCUCCCGUUUCUCGGGACAGGUGGCCGCGCAGGAGCGCGUCAUGGACCUGGGGGCGCUGCGGAAGAGUUACCGGCGCGACGAGGAGGCCUUUGAGGAGAAACAGCUCGCCUCCCUCGACCCAAUCAAGCAGUUUUCUGUAUGGUUUGAAGAGGCCAUGCAGUGCCCCUCAAUUGGAGAAGUGAAUGCAAUGUGCCUGGCCACCUGCACCAGGGAUGGGAAGCCUUCUUCCCGGAUGGUGCUCCUGAAGGGGUUUAGUCAGAGUGGCUUUAGAUUCUUCACUAACCUUGAGAGUCGGAAAGGAAAGGAGCUGGACUCCAAUCCUUUUGCCUCAGUUGUCUUUUAUUGGGAACCCCUCAAUCGUCAGGUACGUAUUGAGGGCUCUGUGGAAAAACUCCCAGAGGAGGAAUCGGAGCAAUACUUCCGCUCCCGACCCAAAAGCAGCCAAAUCGGGGCAGUUGUGAGUCACCAGAGCACAGUGAUUCCAGACAGGGAGUAUUUAAGGAAGAAGAACUCUGAGCUAGAAGAGCAGUACAGGGAGGUGGCAGUUCCAAAGCCACCGUAUUGGGGGGGAUACAUCCUGAAACCAGAUGUGGUAGAGUUCUGGCAGGGUCAGACCAACCGCUUACAUGACCGCAUCAUCUUCCGGCGCCUCAGGGCUGGUUCUGCCUCCACAGGACCAAUGAGCCACAAGGGAGAGGGAGACUGGGUGUAUGAGAGGCUCUCCCCUUGAAGCCUGAGAGACAGUGGAAGCCUUGGCCACCACCUCAUUCCAUGCAGGGAGCUGGAACAUCUUCAAUGCCAACAAUACCCUUCUACCUCACCUCUCAUCUGGGAGCCCCAGAUCAGAGGUGGAUGGGGCUCCUUGUUGUGGCAGUCCAUCUUAUUUAACUCCGACAGAACAAAUGAAUAUUGGAGUGCUGAGACUGAAGUUCCCCUUUCUAAACCAGUCCAAGGUUCUCCAUCAGUGGGUCUCCUCUGGCGUACAGGGACAAUUGUAGGGCUGACGGCAGGUUAAUCUCCAUAGCUCAUCUUUGCACUUCUACCAAGCCUGCCCCCAAAGCGUCAAUGCCAGUCAUGGUAGCAACUUUUUGUCAUAUGGAUGCUUCUUUACAAAGAACAGGACUGAGACCCACCAAACUCAUUUAAUUAAGAAAGCUUCUGAAUGGCCACUGCCUAGUGUGAUUUUUGUUAACUGUACACACAGUCAAGGAAGUAGGUUAGUCUAGACAACCUUUUUGUUUUAACCUUGUGACAAGGGGAGUAGAGACAUUGUGUAUUUUAUCUGUAAUCAGGGAGCUAAUCCGUCCGGAAAUUAUGUGAGUGCGGUAAUGUAACCAAGUCUGAAUUUAAUUGGAACAGUCUUGCUUUAGGUUUUGUAUGUGUGAUGCAAUCAUUGUAGCUGUGACCUGUAUAUCCUUGAUACUGAAACUAUGUAUAGGGAGCUUGUCACCAGACUCCUGUGUGUCACAAAUGUGGUGGUGUCUCUCAUGUGGUGCCUUCUGGCUGCUAUUGGUACUAGUGUGCAAAGUAUCAGUGAAUGUAUAAAUUCUAAAAUAAAGUCCAGUCUGACAAGCAGAA
Molecule: messenger RNA, 1619 nt
Organism: Alligator mississippiensis (American alligator)
Lineage: Eukaryota; Metazoa; Chordata; Crocodylia; Alligatoridae
Gene: PNPO
Product: pyridoxamine 5'-phosphate oxidase
Exons: 7
Coding region: 82-771 (229 amino acids)
Biological process (GO): pyridoxine biosynthetic process; pyridoxal 5'-phosphate biosynthetic process
Molecular function (GO): pyridoxamine phosphate oxidase activity; FMN binding
Source: RefSeq, a predicted model, not a curated record